UAGCACAAAUCCACCUUUGAUUUAUAAGCAACCCUCGUCACAAAGCAAAGUAGCAAAACCAACACCUUACCCUCAAAACUUCAACCAGUCCCCAUAAGUACUCUGCAUUUUCAAUUUUCCAAUGUCACAGCUAAGAAGCAUAAAAAAAUUUUUAAAAAGAAAAAAAAGUUCUUAAACAUAAUGCACUCUGUGCAGAGAGUAUUAAGGCAAGCCCACACAAGCAUCAAACAACUUUUCCAUUCUGUGUUUCCAAGAGCCCCUCCAUUCUCUCGCUCGAGAAAGUCAGCAACGCACGGAUCAACAAUGGACAUUCGGGAAUCCAUUAGUAACCAGACUGACGUUUCUUUGUUUCUUGCAAAGCACUUGGUUUCUACUAAGGCCAAGGACGCCAACCUGGUGUUCUCGCCGGUGUCGAUUCAUGUUGUGCUGGGCUUGAUCGCUGCCGGGUCUAAAGGCAACACGCUAGACCAGCUACUCAGUUUUCUCAAGUCCACGGGAACCGAAGAGCUUAAUUCUCUUUCAUCCCAGCUCGUCACUCUCGUCUUCGCUGACGGUGGUUCGCUCGGUGGGCCCCAAUUGUCCUUCGCAAACGGCGUUUGGAUUGAUCGGAGUCUUUGCCUGAAGCCCACGUUUAAAGAAAUUGUCGAUAAUUCUUAUAAGGCUGCUGCCAGAAAUGUUGAUUUCCAGACCAAGGCUGUUGAGGCAACCAAAGAGGUGAAUCUGUGGGUUGAAAAGGAAACAAGUGGCCUUAUCAAAGAAAUUCUUCCAUCUGGCUCUGUUGAUGGUUCAACGAGGCUCAUCUUUGCAAAUGCAGUUUACUUCAAAGGUGCGUGGAACGAGAAGUUUGACGCAUCAAAGACAAAAGAGGAUGAAUUUUUCCUCCUAAAUGGUAGUUCAGUGCAAGUACCCUUCAUGACCAGCAAACAGAAGCAAUAUAUACGUGCCUUUGAUGGUUUUAAAGUUUUGGGGCUUCCAUACAAACAAGGUGAAGACAAGCGUAAAUUCUCUAUGUAUAUCUUUCUUCCUGAUGCAAAAGACGGACUGCCAGCUUUAGUAGAAAAACUUGGCUGUGAAUCUGGCUUCUUGGAGCAUCACCUCCCGUAUCAACAAGUGAAAGUGGGUGCCUUCCAUAUUCCAAAAUUCAAAGUAUCUUUUGGGUUCGAAGCUUCCGAAAUCCUCAAGGGACUAGGGGUCAUGUUGCCUUUUUCUGGCGAUGGACUCCCUGAGAUGGUGGACUCUCCUUUUGGUAAAAACCUUUAUGUUUCGAGCAUUUUCCACAAAUCAUUUAUCGAGGUAAACGAGGAAGGCACGGAAGCUGCAGCUGCAACUGCUGGUGUUAUAAAACAAAGGAGUUUGACAAUGGAGGACAAUUUGGAUUUUGUGGCUGACCAUCCAUUCCUGUUUGUUGUUAGAGAAGAUAUGACUGGGGUGGUACUAUUUAUUGGGCAGAUUCAUAAUCCCCUCUCCUGUUAAUUGAAGCAACUGUUCAAUCAAUGGAUAUGUAGGUCCAUGUACCAACACUGUUAAACCUCUUACAUGUUUGUUUGGAAUUUGAUUUCAUAUCUGGAGACGAUGGAUGAAGAAACACAGCAUU
Molecule: messenger RNA, 1594 nt
Organism: Olea europaea var. sylvestris
Lineage: Eukaryota; Viridiplantae; Streptophyta; Magnoliopsida; Lamiales; Oleaceae
Product: serpin-ZX-like
Exons: 2
Coding region: 181-1473 (430 amino acids)
Molecular function (GO): serine-type endopeptidase inhibitor activity
Source: RefSeq, a predicted model, not a curated record